ACAUAUAUUGUCGGUCAUGUUCAGUGGCAUUAUCAAGUUUAUAUAAAGGGCGAACUAUUUCAGUUCUAGCUUGCAUUUUGUUGACUGGGACCAUUCGAUCAAGUGCAAUUUUAGAAAAAUUUUUAGUUUUUUAGUUAACAGUGUGAGAGUGGUUGAAAAUUUUAAAAUAUUAAACAGAUGUUGGCGAUAAUUUUAUUCGGAUGUAUCGCUCUGGCUUGCAGUGCUCCUACGGAACAAGGAGCCGCAGCAUCGGCAGAAAUGUCUUCAACAAACAUUAAACAAGUUGAAAUGAAACAGUUGCGACCAUUCAGCGAAUUUUUAAUUUUAACUCCUGAAGCUCAACUGCAACUACAGCCGGCACUUAAAUUGCAGCAACCGGUUAUUCAACCACUUAUACCACAUGGAUCACCAGCUACUCGGCAAUUCGACACCAUUUGCAACCAAAUUAUUUCCGGUGCAGGCACUUUCCAAGAAAUUAUCCCUUUCCCACUUCCUUGGGGCGAUAGCGAUAGUAGCGACCAGAAUGAGGAAAAGGAAGGCAAAUUUAGACUUCAACAGCAAGCCCAACAACAAAUGCCAGAAAUUAACACUGAUGCUGAGACAAUCCCCCAGGGCAUCAUUCCACAAACACCUGCUUCCACAUACCCCUUGCCUGAACGUCGUUUCUAUACCAUAGCUGGACGGCCACAAUUCUUCGGUAACGUGGACAUACUUCAAAAUCCACUCCAUCCACUUUUCAGCCUGCAACCACUCCAAGCAAUCAAGGCCAGAAGCAUUACAGAUCUCCCAGAUAGUAACAUCCAAAAUGAUAGGAGCCCAAUUAAAAUGGAACAAAGCUCGGAAGCGCUGCCAUUGCCAUUGCCACUUCAAAGUAACGAGCAAAUUAGCCAAGAGCAACAAUUACUAGCUGACAACGCCGCUCGUAAUUUCGCCAAGGCUUUACAGGAUCUUGAGGAUAUUCGGCCCCAGUCUGAGCAAGCCAAACUCGCGGCAGACGCUGUUGCUCUGGAAUUUGCAAGCCGCUUUGAUAGCAAUCAGGUGCAAAAAGUGAUUAAAGAAGAUUCACAAGCAAUUGCCUCAAAUAAUGAGACCCCAUCGCAAGCCGCAGCCAAAUCAGUAGACAGUCCUCAAAAUGACGAAGCAUCACAGAUGGCUAAAGAUAAAAUGGCUGAGCCUGAAUUAAACGCCAAGGAUCCCGACUCGGAACAACAGCAACCUAAAACUCUCGUUGAAAAGGAGAAGGAGCAAGUCGCCGAAAAAUAGAAGAGCUCAAUCUUCAAUUCGGCGACUUCGCAAUGGACUGAAAUUUUGUGAUUUUUCUACUAUCGGUUUCGGGAAUUUACCACUUAGUUUGAAUGGGAAUAAAAUUAGGGCAUCCAAUGGAAGUUAUAAACAUCCUUUCUGUGAAUAAAAAACGGCGAGAUUAUGCCAACUAACCAAAUAGUUUCAAAAUUAUGUACUAACCUCAACACUUAAGAACGAGUGAAGAAAAUGAAAAACUCAAAAAAAAAAACACAAAAACAACACAAGGUAUACAAUACUCAUCUUCAUCAUCAUUCAUCAUCGCGUUAAACCAUAUUAACUACUUCCAUAUUUUGUCUCUUGAACAAUGGAAAGGCUCUAGAUUGAUCAAUCCAGCUGCUAUGUACGCUCUUCCAAAUUCAACUAAGAUUUAUUUUAAUUUUAGAUAAUUUUAUGUAAGCUUAUGUGCAUUUGAUUUUAACAACGGAAUAACCCACUGAAUUAAGGCGUAGAGAUAAAAUGAUGCUUAAAGGUAAUUAGUAUGGUUUACAGUUUAAUCAAACUCAUCCUCAUCAUAAAAAGAUAACAACUCAAAAAUAAAAUGUAAAACACAAAAUAUGUAACUAACGAAAAUGAAAAUAAAGUUGAAAAUGGA
Molecule: messenger RNA, 1897 nt
Organism: Hermetia illucens (black soldier fly)
Lineage: Eukaryota; Metazoa; Arthropoda; Insecta; Diptera; Stratiomyidae
Exons: 5
Coding region: 178-1263 (361 amino acids)
Source: RefSeq, a predicted model, not a curated record